Messenger RNA from Cuscuta epithymum, 1020 nucleotides. Lineage: Eukaryota; Viridiplantae; Streptophyta; Magnoliopsida; Solanales; Convolvulaceae. The record is from the annotation of a GenBank genome assembly.
UACCAAAGGAGGAGGAAGAAAAAGCUCUCCAACCUUUCUCCAUUGCUGCAACUCGAGCUCAAGCAAGAAGGAUCCAAGAAGUGGGAUUAAAGAAGGAAAAAGGCUAGGAAAAGUGUGUAAAAUUAAGGCACUUGUAAAGGGUAUUUCAAGUGAUUUCACAAAGUUGGAAAAGUCGCCGGAGUUGUCACCGGAGUUGACCAAAAGUCGCCGGAGUUUCACCGGAGUUCAACCAAGAAGGGUAGAACUUCUUAACGCUAGUUCAAGGUUGAAGCUAGGGCUUGCUACUUGCACCUUCUCACGGGUGGUAUCAUAUCGGGAAGACGUGAAAUGGAGGGCGGGCGAAUGAGGACCAGGAACAAUCCGAGGGGGCAGGCGCCGGUAGCAUCCCAAAGGGGAAGCCGGGCUGCAUCUCGGGGUUCGAGAGGAGGCCGUGGAGGUCGUGGAAGCCGUGGAGGUCAUCAAGCUCAAACUGUGAGUGAUGGCCAUGUGAGCUCGGUGUAUGAGACCAACACCGAAGACUACGACUCAACCUACGUGCCAGAGACGGAGCAUGAAGAGACCCCGUAUGAUGGGGGUGACACGUACACCGAUGAUGAUGAUGAAGAGAGUGAUGCCAAGUUCGCCCAAAUGGGCGAAUUGCUUGAAUGGUAUCAAAAAGAAAAAUUGAGGAGGGACCUUAGGCGCCAAGCGAGGCGUGGCUCUCGCGGUGGUUCGGGUCAAGGAAGCCGGGGAGCUUCCGUGGCCACCCCAGCGGCGUCACAAGGUGGGCGUGAAGGAGGUUUUGUCGUGAGAAUCUCCAAGUACCUCAAGGAGGCUAGGGCCUUGGGGUGUAGGUCCUUUGACGGCACCGGUGACAUUACCGUUGCCGCAGAUUGGAUUAAGAAGGUGAAGGAUGCAUCAAGAGACAUGCAAAUCACACCGGACGUGAAGUUGACUGUCGCUUCACGGUUACUUGAAGGGAUAGCCUCUACGUGGUGGGAGAGCGUGGAAGGGAAGUACCAUGGGGAAAUAACAUGGGCG